Zophobas morio is the source of this 1259-nucleotide messenger RNA. RefSeq lists its product as uncharacterized. Gene Ontology annotation, molecular function: odorant binding; olfactory receptor activity. The record is from RefSeq and is a predicted model, not a curated record. The coding region runs from base 62 to 1234 and encodes 390 amino acids. The transcript is spliced from 7 exons. Gene Ontology annotation, cellular component: plasma membrane. Gene Ontology annotation, biological process: detection of chemical stimulus involved in sensory perception of smell; sensory perception of smell. Lineage: Eukaryota; Metazoa; Arthropoda; Insecta; Coleoptera; Tenebrionidae.
UUAAGUACAACGGUACUGGAAACAAAACAACCGCUUUCUCAGCCACCACAACCUCCUCAAAAUGUCCAUCUGUGACUACGACAACCCAAAACUUAUGACAGAUGACUGUCUCAAACCUCUUAGAUUUAUAUCCUCCGACAUCCUCCAACUCAAACCCAUAAAACUCAUAGCUUGGUACUCCUUCGUGGUUCACUUCGUCACAGACCUGAUGCUACUACUCUUCAUCGCCUACCUCUACCACGACCCUAAACAAAACGUCCUCUACAUCGCCGUCCUCAUCGGAGACUACUACCCCACUUUUGCCACUGCUUUGGUGCUACAAGACAGCGAAAAAGUAGCCCAUUUGAAAGACGAGCUCCCAUUAUGGGCAAUCGACACCGCUGGACCAAAACACUACUCAAGAAUCAAACUCGAGACGCAAAUUUUGUCAGUCUACUCCAUCGUGACGUUCUUGAUUUGCCUCACUGGGUGUGGUCUCUACAUGCAGAAUCUUUCUCACGAUCAAGAGUGGUUCUUCGUUCUAAAAAUGAUUCAUGAUUUUUUGCCUGAUUAUUACGCGAUUCUUUCGAGUUUUUUUAGAUUGUCUAUUCCGUUUUUUGGAUAUGGGAUGAUUUUGCAUGCUAUGGAGACCAUCUACUACACUCAGCAUCUUAGGUAUCAGAUUAUCAUGUUGAAUGAGUACAUAGCGGGGAUAGGCAACUGCAGACAAGGGAAAAAGGAAGACGAUUUGUUUUAUGAUGGAGAGUAUCAAGAAGAAGUGGAUAGAAGAUUGAGGUUUUGUAUAAAGAGAUGGGACGAAUAUUUAGGGGCGUACAAUAAUAAGCUGAAAGAGAUUAAGUUUAUGAUGGUAGGGUUUGCCGUGUGUGGGUACUUUUUGGGAAUUAGUAUUGCCAUAAUUGCGUUAUCUGGGGUAGUUACCCCGGAUUAUUUCCCGCGUCACCUAGCGACUGGCUUAGGGGCAUUGUUAACCUUUGUAGGAGUCAUAAUGGCAGGGCAGGCUCUGGAAACAGAAAUGGAAGACAUGGUCUUGGUGAUAAAUGGAGUGAAAUGGUAUAAUUUUAAUAAAAAGAACAAAACGUUGUACUUCACCCUGUUGAUGAACUUAAUGACCGAAAGGAGGCUCCAGUUGUCUGAAAAUUAUUCCAUAAAUUUGGAGCUGGGGGUUGCUAUUGUGAAAGGGAUUUACUCGAUUGUGACUGUUUACACAAAUAUGGACAUGCGCAAGAAUUUUUAGAGCUUGAAGUGUUUGGUUUGACAAU